GACUUAAUCAUCAUACUCAUGGUGGAAAUGUGUACAUGACUUGAACUUGAACAUGUUAAUGAAAAUUAUACAAACACUAGAUUUCCAAACCCCUAUUACAGGGUCAUGUUAAAACAUUUUCCUACCUUAAAAACCAAAAAAUAAAACCCAAAUCAUUUUUCACCUAAAUGAAAUGGUCACUCUCAAAGACAACACUUUUACAAAAUGCUUCCUUAUCAUCACUCGCACUUCAUUUCCGCUCACUUCUCCGACAAUGCGCACGCGCCACCGCUCUCCUCCCUGGAAAACAACUUCACGCCGCCGUAACAGUCACUGGCCUCCUCUCUUCACCAAACCUCUUCCUCCGCAAUGCCCUCGUCCAUCUCUAUGCUUCAUGUUCUCUCCCUUACCACGCACGUAAACUGUUCGACGAAAUUCCUCACUCGCACAAAGACUCUGUAGAUUACACCGCUCUUAUCCGUCAAUGUCCCCCCUUCGAAUCCCUGAAGCUGUUUAUCCAAAUGCAUCAAUUGGGUCUUCCCAUUGAUGGGGUUGCCAUGGUUUGUUCCCUCAAUGCUUGUGCAAGACUUGGGGACCCCAAAGUCGGGUCUCAAAUGCAUGUGGAUGUGGUGAAAUUUGGGUUUGAGAAGUUUGACAAAGUGUGCAAUGCUUUGAUGAAUGUGUAUGUUAAGUUUGGGCUUCUGGGUGAGGCUAAAAAGGUGUUUGAAGAGAUUGAAGUUCCUAGUGUUGUGUCUUGGACUGUGUUUUUGGAAGGUUUAGUGAAAUGGGAAAGUGUGGAGAGUGGGAGGGUUGUGUUUGAUGAAAUGCCUGAGAGGAAUGAGGUUGCUUGGACUGUUAUGAUUGUUGGUUAUGUUGGGAAUGGGUUUACAAAAGAAGCUUUUCUGCUUUUGAAAGAAAUGAUUUUUGGGUGUGGGUUUGGGUUGAAUUGUGUUACUUUGUGUUCUGUUUUGUCAGCUUGUUCUCAAUCUGGUGAUGUUUGUAUUGGUAGGUGGAUUCAUGGUUAUGCUGUUAAGGAAAUGGGGUUGGAUUUUGGUGUUAUGGUUGGGACUAGUUUGGUUGAUAUGUAUGCAAAAUGUGGUAGGAUAAAUGCUGCAUUGUUGGUGUUUAAGCACAUGUUAAAGAGGAAUGUAGUGGCUUGGAAUGCUAUGCUUGGUGGAUUGGCAAUGCAUGGAAUGGGGAAAGUUGUGGUGGAUAUGUUUCCUUCCAUGCUGGAAGAAGUGAAACCGGAUGGUGUGACUUUUAUGGCCUUGUUAAUUGCUUGCGAUCAUUCAGGUCUAGUUGAAAAGGGUUGGGAAUAUUUUCGUGAUCUCGAGUCUGUUUAUGGGAUUAAUCCAGAAAUUGAGCAUUAUGCUUGCAUGGUGGGUCUUCUUGGUCGAGCUGGACAUUUAGGUGACGCUGAGAUUUUAGUGAAGAAUAUGCCAAUUCCUCCAAAUGAAGUUGUUUUAGGGUCCCUUCUUGGUUCUUGUUAUGCACAUGGUAAGUUGCAGCUAGGUGAAAAGAUUAUGAGAGAAUUGGUUGAGAUGGAUCCCCUCAACACCGAGUAUCAUAUUGUGCUUUCGAACAUGUAUGCAUUGUCUGGAAAAAUAGACAAGGCGAAUUCACUUAGGCAGAUUCUUAAGAAAAGGGGUAUUAGAAAAGUGCCUGGAAUGAGUUCCAUAUAUGUUGAUGGAAAACUUCAUCAGUUCAUUGCAGGGGAUAAGUCACACUCGAGAACUUCGGAGAUUUACACAAAGUUAGAUGAAAUGAUUCGUAGAUUGAGGUUGGCUGGCUAUGUUCCGAAUACAAGCUGUCAAGUUUUAUUUGGUUGUUCCAAUAGCGAUGAUUGUAGUGAACCAUUGGAGGAGGUAGAACAAGUGUUGUUCAAUCAUAGUGAGAAGCUGGCACUGUGUUUUGGACUAAUGAGCACACCUUCUGGUUCUACCUUACAUAUUUUCAAAAACUUGAGGAUAUGCCAAGACUGUCAUUCUGCUAUUAAGAUUGCCUCUGAUGUAUACAAACGUGAAAUUGUUGUCCGAGAUCGUUAUCGUUUUCAUAGUUUCAAGCAUGGUUCUUGUUCUUGCUCUGACUAUUGGUGAAUGACACUUUUUGAAUUGGGAGAUCAAUGUUUCAUUCAUCAGGGAGGUGCAUCAUCAACACAAAUGUUCUUUUGAAGGGUAUUGUUGAUUUUUCAAAUUGAAUCUUUUGCUACGGUGCUGCCUCUGCGCCUGCCGCAUUUAAACACAGUGAGAGGAGAAAAAAGACAGAGAAUGUGAAGGCGAGGAAGAGUGAGAGAGAAAAAUCAAGAGAGAGAUUGAGAGGCUGUAUAUGGAAAUGUAGAGGAUCUGCCAUAGAGAAUUCAAUAUUCAAAUCCAUGUUUCUUUACACAUAAUUAUUUUGAAAAGGGAUCGUUAUAGUUGUUGAACCGUGCGACAGUUGUGGGGGAUGUUAGAUUUUAAACGAGAAGUUUUCUCUUACUA
This is a messenger RNA of Trifolium pratense (red clover), 2456 nucleotides long. RefSeq names its product pentatricopeptide repeat-containing protein At5g15340, mitochondrial. Gene Ontology annotation, biological process: RNA modification. The record is from RefSeq and is a predicted model, not a curated record. The coding region runs from base 168 to 2075 and encodes 635 amino acids. Lineage: Eukaryota; Viridiplantae; Streptophyta; Magnoliopsida; Fabales; Fabaceae. The transcript has a single exon. Gene Ontology annotation, molecular function: protein binding; RNA binding; zinc ion binding.